Messenger RNA from Penicillium mononematosum, 450 nucleotides. RefSeq names its product YjgH family protein. The record is from RefSeq and is a predicted model, not a curated record. The transcript has a single exon. Bases 1 to 450 code for a protein of 149 amino acids. NCBI's taxonomy places the organism in Eukaryota, Fungi, Ascomycota, Eurotiomycetes, Eurotiales, Aspergillaceae.
AUGUGUUCCGAGCCAGCGAAAACAUGCUUUGCCACCUCAUCACCAUACGAAGAAAAGAUUGGUUACUACCGGGCCGUUCGCCAUGGAAAUCAGAUCUUCGUUUCCGGGACUACCUCGGUUGAUCCCUAUUCUCCCACUAAUGCGCCGCAAGUUCUUCACCCAGAAGAUGCGAGACAGCAGACACGUGUUGCUCUAGAGGAGAGUAUUCGAGCUAUCCAAGGUCUUGGUGGUAAAGGUGCGGAAGAUAUAGUCCGCGUUAAGAUGUUUGUCAGUCGCCAUGAGGAUUGUGAGGCUGUGGGGCGAGGGUUUAGUGAGAUAUUGGGCAAGCAUAAUCGUGGUGGAAGUGGAAUGAUAGGAGCUGCUGCGACAAUGAUUGUUGUUAAUGGCGGCUUCAUAAAUAAGGAGAUGCUUGUUGAGAUCGAAGUAGAUGCUGUUGUGGAAUAUAUCUGA